Messenger RNA from Symbiodinium pilosum, 3570 nucleotides. The record is from the annotation of a GenBank genome assembly. NCBI's taxonomy places the organism in Eukaryota, Dinophyceae, Suessiales, Symbiodiniaceae.
AUGCAAGAGGCCGGUUUGCCGCACAAGACUGAAGAUGAGCUUGUGACUGAAGAGCAGAAAAAAACACUGUUGGCCUACCUGCAAAAGAGCCACGGCGCGUCUGAUAGCGGUGAGCGUAAGAUUACUUUAAAGCGCAAAAGCAGCAGUACCUUAAAGGCUGGGCAGGGUCGUGCGGGACGAAAUGUAACCGUUGAGGUGCGUCGUAAGCGCACUUAUGUGAAAGGCGGCGAAGCUGCAGCGCAGCCAGACGCAGACACGCCGCCAGCAGUGGCUGAUUCUUCCCAGGCUGAAGCGGAAGCUGCGCGUAUCCGGGAGGAAGAAGCGGCACGUGCUAAAGCCAAUGAGGACGCGCGUAACGCUGAGGUCGAGCGUAAAGCGGAAGCUGAACGAAAAGCCGAAGAAGAGCGCCUUAAAGCUGAAGAAGCGGCUCGCCAGGCAGAACAGGAACGGCUUGCCAAAGAGGCAACAGAAAAGUCGGCGGCGAAGCCGGAAGCACCCGCAGAUCCCGCCGCCGCCGCUGCUGAAUUGCAAGCCAAAGAGCAGGCUGAGCAGAAAGGUGGAAAGCGCGGUAAAGCUAAAGAAAAAGAACGACGCGAUGCGCCAGGUUCACGCAGCGGAGGUGGUAAAGGCCGCCGCGAGCUGUCGCUUAAGAGUGAGCGCCGUACCAAACGCAGACCUUCUCAUCGCCAGAGCGCCCUGCACGUUGAAACCCAGGGUGGUGAGUUCAAGCCAACAGAGUUUAUCUCUCGUGAAGUAGAGGUUGGUGAAGUUAAUUCCGUUGCUGAUCUGGCGUCGCGCAUGGCGAUCAAAGCGUCAGAAGUUAUCAAGACACUGAUGGGCAUGGGGGUCAUGGCGACCAUUAAUCAGACGCUUGAUCAGGAUACUGCAACCCUCGUGGUUGAAGAGAUGGGUCACAAAGUCAAAGUAGUCAGCGACGAUGUGUUGGAAGAGAAGCUGGAAGCUUCACUCAAAAUUGAAGGUGAUACGGAGCCACGGGCACCGGUAGUCACCGUGAUGGGUCACGUCGACCAUGGCAAAACAUCAUUAUUGGAUUACAUUCGUCACACGCGUGUGACCAGCGGUGAAGCCGGUGGCAUCACUCAGCAUAUUGGUGCCUACAGUGUUGAAACCAAAGGCGGCCAAGUUACCUUUAUUGAUACACCCGGCCACGCCGCGUUUACCUCGAUGCGUGCACGCGGUGCCAAAGUCACCGAUAUCGUGAUUCUGGUGGUUGCCGCUGACGAUGGUGUGAUGCCUCAGACAGAAGAGGCGAUUCAGCACGCAAAAGCUGCUGAAGUGCCAAUUAUUGUUGCCAUAAAUAAAUGUGAUCUUGAAUCAGCUGAUCCUGACCGUGUCACAAACGAACUUGCAGCUAAAGACGUGGUACCGGAAGAGUGGGGUGGCGACACUCAAUUUGUGAAAGUGUCCGCAAUUACCGGUGAAGGGGUGGACAGGCUGCUUGAAGCGAUUGUGCUGCAAUCAGAAAUUAUGGAAUUAGGCGCUAUUGCCGAGGCGCCCGGUCAGGGCGUGGUUAUCGAAUCCCGCCUGGAUAGAGGGCGCGGACCGGUUGCUACAGUUCUGGUACAGAACGGUAGUCUGAAGCAGGGUGAUGUAAUUAUUGCCGGUGAGUGUUUUGGACGCGUGCGCGCAAUGCUGGACGAUACCGGUCAGCCGACUAAAUCUGUCGGCCCGUCUCAACCAGUGGAAGUGCUGGGUUUAAAUGGCACGCCUGCCGCGGGUGACGACUUCUCGGUUGCCACUGAUGAGCGAUCGGCUCGUGAGUUGGCCGAGUUCCGUGCAGAUAAGAGUCAGGAGCGCCGUCAGGCUACUCAGCAGGCGGCGAAGUUGGACAACAUGUUUGCCAACAUGGUGGAAGGCGAGAAACGCAUUCUCAAACUGGUGAUCAAAGGUGAUGUGCGCGGCAGUCUUGAAGCCAUUAUCCAGGCCCUCGCAGAUUUGGGUAACGAUGAGGUCGGCGUGCAGGUUCUGGGCUCCGGUGUUGGUGGUAUAUCCGAAUCAGAUGCCACAAUGGCGGUCACCUAUGGUGCCGCGGUGUUUGGUUUUAACGUCCGGGCUGACAAAGCAGCAAAAACUCUGCUCGAAAAAGAAGGUAUAGAUCUGCGUUAUUACAGCGUGAUCUACGAAUUGAUCGACGACGUUCGCGCGGCUCUGUCCGGCAUGUUAUCGCCAGAAAUUCGUGAAGAAAUUGUUGGUAUUGCCGAGGUGCGGGAUGUGUUCCGUUCACCUCGUUACGGCGCCAUCGCCGGCUGUAUGGUCACUGAAGGCUCAGUUCAUCGGAACAAGCCGAUUCGUGUAUUGCGCGACAAUGUCGUGAUUUACGAAGGAGAGCUGGAGUCUCUGCGUCGUUUUAAAGACGAUGUGAAUGAUGUUCGAGCCGGUACAGAAUGUGGUAUCGGUGUGCGCAACUACAAUGACGUACGUCCGGGUGAUCAGAUAGAAGUCUUCGAUGCCAAAGAAGUGAUGCGUGACCCUCGCGUUGGCUCCUUUGUCAGCGUGAACGACGUGAAAGUCAGCAAAGACCUGUCCUAUGCUGAGAUCUAUGUUUCUUCACUGCAGGUAAACGAACCUGCGGAACAGGAAGCGUUGAUAAAAGUGUUAAAUGAAGGCCCGCGCAUUGAGAAGCUCAUCGGUACCGCGAUGGCGUCCGUGCCGGCUAACGAUAGUGAUGAGGAUGGCAUCUCAUCCAGUGAUGCCGUGCAGCAGGUGAAGCGCUUGUAUGGCGCUCAGAAAGUGGGACACACGGGCAGUCUGGACCCUUUGGCUACCGGCGUUUUGCCCAUGUGCUUCGGCGAAGCGACAAAAUUUUCGCAGUAUCUUCUCGCUUCAGAUAAAAAGUACUGGACUCGGAUUAAGCUAGGCGUGGCGACCGAUACCGGCGAUGCAGAUGGUGACGUGCUUGAGACCAGGCCGGCGGAUCACAUCAGCGCGGUUGAUGUGGAAGCCGCGUUGCCAACCUUCCGCGGCGAAAUUCAGCAGGUACCCUCCAUGUACUCUGCGCUGAAACAUAAUGGUCAGCCGUUGUACAAGCUGGCACGCCAGGGCAUAGAAGUUGAGCGCGAAGCCCGAUGUAUAUCAGUGUUCAGCAAUGAACUGGCCGGGUUUUCUAACGCGGAUGGCGUCGUCGAAGUUGAGCUUGAGAUUCACUGCAGCAAAGGUACUUACAUCCGUACCAUCGCUGAAGAGCUGGGCGCACAGUUAGGUGUUGGCGCUCAUGUUACGGCAUUACAUCGCCGAGCAGCGGGUCCUUACACUGAACAGGACAUGGUUGAAAUCGACGAGCUAGGUAAACUUCGUGAUGAAGACGUUUCUUUAGACAAGUUUCUACGGCCCAUCGCCAGCACGGUGGGUCAGUGGCCAGAGGUAGUGUUAACCGAUGCAACGGCGUUUUAUGUGCGCCAGGGGCAGCCGGUACAAAUUCCUCAUGCUCCAACAAGUGGUUGGGUCAGGCUAAGCGAAAGCAGCAGCGGCAAGGACAAUCUGUUCCUUGGCGUUGGUGAAGUGCUGGAUGACGGGCGCGUUGCGCCAAGACGAUUGGUGGCCACUCAAUAA